CGUCGCACUUUUGCUUGCUUCGAUCACACUUCUUCAGUAGCGCUGCUUCUAUCCCGACUUGCUGCUAAUUCAGCGGAGCGAUCAGUAUCCUAUAGUAUUCAGGAGGGUUCAGUAUCAUCCUCACGAUCCAACGAGGACAAACGAGCCACAAGAAACCUACGAUGACAGCAGUUCGAUGACGUGUUUUAGUGUAAAGUGCCAUCCAGCCCAAACAACAGCUAUGUUUCGAACAUUGCUCCUGUUGGCGCUUGCGUGUGGUGUCCUGGGGCAGAAUGUGUCGAGUACCACCAGCACCAUACCUCCGGAAGCGAUCGUCAAUCUCGACGACGACGACUUUCAGCUAUUUCUCGCGGGCCGUGAACCGAAGGCUUUCUCGGGAUCGACAACAAGUUCCAACUCGUCUGUAACAACUAGCACCACUCCUCGGACGACGACUCCUACGACGACCACCAUACCACCGCGUCCACCGAGGCUGGAUCAGGAUUUACCGAGUGACACCAAUACCAUAUCUCCGCUAUCGACCUUCGAUGCUGAACUCUAUGUCCUCGGUCUCGGUAAAGCGGUUUCAUUGAACUCGACAACAUACUCCGACCGUACCACCAUAUCUCCGCUGUCGACCUUCGAUGCUGAACUUUAUGUCCUCGGUCUCGGAAAAGCGGUCUCAUUGAAGACGACAACAUACUCCAACUUGCCCACCAAAACAACGACAAAGGAAUCCAUAUUUCGUACAACUACUACCACACCAUCGCGUCCACAGAGGCCAUUAUCGACCACCUCUACCACCAGUGUUCCCAAAAUUCCUGUGAUUAAAGGCAGCUCGUGGUUUGAAGAAGGCAUACCAACUACGCCUAACAGUGACGUGCUCGGACAGCAGUUCCGACCAGCGGCCCAAGACUUUACCAAGUGGCUGAUGCAACAGAUGAACAAACAGGAAGUAGCGUUUGUUCCUCAGCACGUCGCAGUGUGUAGUACACCAGUGCAUGCCGCAUGGAGCAGCCCAGUCCGUCCGACAACCGUGGCUCCUUUUCCAGCCUUCAGCAGUGGUCAACCGGGUGGACAUCAGCAAAGUCUCCACAGCCAGUUACAAACUUCCCAACAGUUGACGGAUGGACUACUGACCCUGUGGACUCCGAGCGGCCCUUUCAUUCAGACGAAUGGUCAGCGUUACACUCCACCAGCCGUCUCUUACCAAACGUCGACUGUCACCUACGGAAAUAAUGGUGUUUCUCACAAUAAUCAUUACCAAAUCCACCACCACCAGGAUCUGCAGCAGCAGCAACAACAGUUACCUUUUCCAGGCUCCUCGCACUCUACUGACACCUAUCUCAGUCAUCAAAAACCUACUCCUCAGCCUGGACCACAACCGACAACCUCAUCCAGUCGGGCUCCCAUUGCGAUAGAUCGCGUGCCACAGUCAAAUGCUGUCUUCUAUUCGGACAGAAACUACUACUACACCCAGCGGGUAGCACCGUCGCCACCUCAGUUCCGACCGUACGCACUCCAGCACUUGGGGAGGUCAUUUUUGAUUAAUUACUCCUAACAAAGCGCGAUUGUUAUCAAUUUGUAAAUGUCAAUGCUAAAGAAACAUCAGAUUUUGGACGUUCUUGUUUCAUCUACGGGUGUCCAAUCAAAGGGUUUUUUUCAUUUGCUUAUUAAAAAAACGGCUAAAUAUUUUUCGAUGCUUAAACAUUUAUUUGAAAUGUUGAUUCAUCAAAUUUUUACAUAAAAUACGAUUUCGGUUUCAGAAAAUUGGGAAUUAUGAAACACUUAUUUCAAAAUUCGUAGAUCUUCAACUAAAACGGUAGGACAUUUGAAAACCUUAUUUAAUUGAAGCUCAUUUCCACCACGAUGGCUAUGUUGAAAAGCAGAAUUAUCGUUUUUAGGGUUCGGAAAAUCCACACGUCGUGUAAGCGAAGCCAAUGCACCCAAAACGAGUGACUGUUCGGUGCGAAUUUUGGUCUGGCGGCCGUUAAAAGCAAAGGAAAUUUUUGGACGAAUGUCGAAAGGGUAAAAUAACUCUUCCCGUUCAAUUAGUAUUUUAAAAGGACGGUUUCUGAGUUUAAACGUGGUCGUUAAAAACGAUCCUCGUCUAAAACGUCCAAAAACAGAUACGAUAGCUGAAAUCGUAGAAAAAAUACAAAUACACUGAAAGCGAUUUAGUACAAGGCCUAGACAUUUCAUUUAGCAGUAUAACCAAUAUAUUGACUGAAGUAAUGGGUUUCAGAAAGCUGUGUGCACAAUGGGUGCCGGAUUCGCUAAAAAUGGAACGAAAACGCAUUUAAGUGCAAUAUUUUCGACAACAUUUAAAGCUUUUUCGAAAGGAUAAAGUGGAUUUUGUGCAUUGAAUCAUCAUUAUGGAUGAGGCUUGGGUCCUGGAUCAAAUCACCAUGAUCCUGGAUCAAAACAAGAGACUAAGGAGUGGUGUGAAGCUGGUUCUUCGGCUCCGAAACGAGUUCGUGUCCAGAAUUUGCCCAAAAAGGUGUUAGAAUCUGUUUUGUGGGAUGCGAAUGAAAUUUUGUCAGCGGAUUACUUGCAAACUGGUAAAACAAUAAAUUUUGAUUAUUGUUGUAACCCUUUAAACCUACUGAAAGUGAAAAUUUGUGAAAAAAGACCUGGUUUGAAGAAGAAAAACAUCCUCUUUCAUCAGGGCUAAUGCACCCAGUCACUCAAGAGCAUUUUGCGCAAAAAUCGUGCGUAGAAAACGUUUUUCAUCGUCAUAUGACGUCAUAACAGCUACGGAAGCGUAUUUUGAAGCCCUUCCAGUUUCUCACUUCAGGGAUGGAAUGUAUAAAUUGUAAUUUCCUUUGAACAAUUGUAUCAUCAAGGGAGGUCAUACUAAAUAAUAAAAUGUGUU
This is a messenger RNA of Anopheles cruzii, 2854 nucleotides long. Its product is annotated as mucin-5AC-like. The record is from RefSeq and is a predicted model, not a curated record. Lineage: Eukaryota; Metazoa; Arthropoda; Insecta; Diptera; Culicidae. Bases 176 to 1540 code for a protein of 454 amino acids. The transcript is spliced from 3 exons.